GAAAUAGUUUUACAUUUUUCGUAUUUGAUAUGUAAAUUUAUUAAGUCUUUACCGAAAUUUUACGUUGAAAUAAUAAAAAUUAAUAUAAAAACCCUGGUUCAUUCAAUUACAUUACGGUUAUGUUAUCCAAAUUAAAUUUCGUUAAGCUCGGUGUUCGACAUGUGUUUGUGCGGCGACAUUGUAUUUCGACGAUGCGACGCAAUUUAUUCACGCCAGCCAUAAGUCCACAGCAGUUCUCCAGCUCAGCAUUGCCGCAUCAAUGGAUAUUUGCGCAGAGAAUGUACUAUCACAACGUCGAGGCGAAUGCAACCGGUGCACAGCGACAGCGACAUCUAAUAGAGCGACAGAGCCGGACGCAAUAUCAACCGUUAAAAAGUGCGUUUGGCGUACCUUUGAGCAGACGCGCUGCCAUGCCAUCGAUGAUAACCCACCAGCGGCACCUCAGACCACUGCAGAGCCCAUUGAUUGGACCGAGGCGGACGGUGGAUGCGCCAGUGCCAGCAGGCUCUACUCCAACCAGCAAUUGCGUUGACAUUAUAAGAACCUAUGCAACGGAUUUGGUGCGGGAGAAACUAAUAGAACCCUUUGGCAGGCCAGCGAAGAAAACGAAACGAAAAGUCACCGUGGUGGGCUGCGGCCAAGUCGGCAUGGCCGUCAUAAUGAGCAUACUAGCGCAAAAUAUCUCCAACGAAGUGUGCAUUAUAGACGCCAACGAGAAGCUGGUGAAGGGUGAAUCCAAAGACGUUCAGCAAGGUUCUCUAUAUUUAAGAGAUGCCGUCAUUAUAGGCAACACAGACUACAAAGCAUCCGAGGAUUCAGCGGUUUGUAUUAUCACAGCAGGGGAGCGUCAAAAGAAGGGCCAAACACGGCUGGAUCUCUUGAAAACGAAUGUGAAAAUUAUGAGUCAAAUAGUGCCGCCACUUGUAAAAUACUCCCCCGAGACAAUACUAAUAAUAGUCUCGAAUCCAUGUGACAUUUUAGCACAUGUGGCCUGGAAAACUUCCCAACUACCUCUGGAACGCGUAUUCGCCUCUGGCACGCACCUGGACACCGCACGGUUCCGUUAUUUUAUAGCAAAACGUUUAGGCGUCUCUGCGAGUUCAGUGCAAGGAUAUGUCAUCGGUGAACAUGGUGACUCCUCAGUACCGGUAUGGAGUGCCGUUAGUGUGGGUGGCAUACGUUUUCGGGAUCUUUCGAAAUGUGCAGGCGCCGAAGGUGACACCGAUCAAUGGCAUGAGGUGCACAAUCAGGUGGUUAAAGCUGCUUAUGAAGUUAUUGCCGGUAAAGGGUAUACCAAUUGGGCCAUUGGUUUGACGGUGGCGUCGCUCGUUUCGAUGAUUUUAGAUAACAAAAAUGAGGUGGCUACGGUUUCCACAUUGGCGAGGGAACGUGAAGGUAUUGAAAAUGAUGUGUUCUUAUCCUUACCGGUUGUUCUUGGCGCAAAUGGUGUAACAUCCUUUAUUAAGCUACAAUUGAGUGGCUUGGAACAGCAGCGCUUAUGUAAGUCGGCUGAAACUCUGGACAAGGCGAUGCAAUCGCUGAAAGGGAAAAAAUGAGCGCAAGGGAUUUCGGCGAAUAUAACACAACACAUCAAGUUCAAAUUAUUUUUUUCAAAAUUAAACGAAGUGAAUCCAAUUUGUCGUAAAAACUAUUCGAAAUGAAAUAAAUGUAGAAAAGAUUGUUUUAUCAAAUUAGCUAUGGCUAGAUUGAAAAACAUAGAAAUCAGAUCAUAA
Messenger RNA from Ceratitis capitata (Mediterranean fruit fly), 1733 nucleotides. Its product is annotated as L-lactate dehydrogenase. The transcript is spliced from 3 exons. Gene Ontology annotation, biological process: carboxylic acid metabolic process. The record is from RefSeq and is a predicted model, not a curated record. Gene Ontology annotation, cellular component: cytoplasm. Gene Ontology annotation, molecular function: L-lactate dehydrogenase (NAD+) activity. Bases 120 to 1556 code for a protein of 478 amino acids. Lineage: Eukaryota; Metazoa; Arthropoda; Insecta; Diptera; Tephritidae.